Penicillium pulvis is the source of this 855-nucleotide messenger RNA. RefSeq lists its product as uncharacterized. The record is from RefSeq and is a predicted model, not a curated record. The coding region runs from base 1 to 855 and encodes 284 amino acids. NCBI's taxonomy places the organism in Eukaryota, Fungi, Ascomycota, Eurotiomycetes, Eurotiales, Aspergillaceae. The transcript has 2 exons.
AUGACACGUGCGGCCUUAGUUGGCACGUUUACUUACCCAGUCGAGAAUGGACUUCUUUAUUAUGAUGGAGAAACUAUUGAUGUCAGCUGGACAUCGACAUUGAGCAAUGCAAGCCUCAGUCUCUACUGCCGUUAUGAGACUGAUUCAACUUGGAACACCUACGAGAUCUCAAGUAUUGGACUUGUAGAUUCAAUCGGUAGCAAGCAAGUUGAUGUCGUGAUUGAGAAGUCAUCAGACUACUGCUGGUUCAAUUUAUUCGAAACAGGGGACGAUGCGGAUGGCGUUAAUAGCGUGACCUUCCUCAUCUCUUCUGACGUUCAUAGUGGGACCACAAUUGGCCUCUCGGGGGCGGCGACCACGAGCUAUGCUGGAGUCGGCGUACCGACUGGUCCUGUCACAGCAGCAACAACGACAGCGACGACGACAACAACAGCAACAGCUACAGCUACAACACCAGAUGUAACCAACAGCACAUCUACCUCCACAAUAGAAACGUCCACGAAAUCUGUCACGGCUUCUUUAGCCAGCGGGAAGUCAAGCGGGGAUCUUAGCACAGGAGCAAAGGCUGGGAUUGGGGCUGGCGUCGGCGUCGCAUCUUUGAUGCUCCUCGGAGCAUGUCUACUCUGGUUCUUACGGCGGAAACGGGGGCGGGGGAACGGACAAGCGUUCGCUGAAGGACAGCGAGGAACAACAAAGGAGAAGACUGCGUUGAUGGAUGCCGUAGAAAUUGGAGCGACAAAAGGAAGCGCAUGGCAUCCUGACACUGUCCAGGAAAUGAGGGAUAGUCAACGCCCAUUUGAGCUUCAUGCGAGCACUGGGCCGUAUACCGGGCAUACAGCAGAGCUGGAUGGCUGA